Notodromas monacha is the source of this 2691-nucleotide messenger RNA. Lineage: Eukaryota; Metazoa; Arthropoda; Ostracoda; Podocopida; Cyprididae. The record is from the annotation of a GenBank genome assembly.
ACAGCAGGAAAAGUUAUGCUACCGAUGACAUCUUCAAGCCUGAAGCACGAAACAAUCGAAAUACCGAGCGCAAAACCCUAUUCGGAAAUCAAACUUCGCUUGACCAUCAAAAAUCUCAAUCCCAGCGACUUCGAAUAUUAUUACUGCGUUGCCAAGAACACUUUCGGUGAUGCCGAAACUUCCAUCAGACUCCAGGAUACGAAGCCGAGUCAUCACAAUAAGAACGGCAACCAGAGAUCCAACAAAUCGAGCAAAUCCAAGCAUAAUCACAAAAUGCAUGAAGGAAAUUCAAGACACGGAAACCUGGAUGAAGACGACGAUGAAAUUAUUUACGCUCCGACUCCGAAAGAAGUCAAUUUAUUUGAAGAAUCCGCAGCUUUCAGGAAUUUCACCCGUUCCGAAAACGACCACUUUAUGUCAAAUUCGGCAGAAAAAAGAAUAAUGGCGUUGAUCAGAUCUUUUUGUUUGAUCGCAAUUGUGUCACUCGGCGGACUACUCCUAGUUAUUCAGGCAGAUGAAACCUUCUCAACUUCUGAGGGAACUCCACCGACAUACGAAACUUAUGAACCAGGCGUGAAGAUAACACAUGGAUCAGGUAGCAGCGUAGAUGAUAACGAUGAUGUUUCUGAACAAACGAUUCAGGAAGAUCCCCAAAUUACAGAUAAUGCUGCUUCGAAAAGCACGGAUGGCGGAAAUGAUGCGGACGCGAGUGAGGAAAACACGACGAAGAAGGGUGAUUCAUCCACAAUGCCUCCAGUUUUGUCAUUGUCUUCGAUUUUGCCCAUGGAAUCCAGUCAAAAUGGCGAGACUGAGGGACCUGCCGAAGGAAAAUCACCUACGGAAGGAGGAGGACCUAACGAAGUGGGAGUUAUGAACAAUGUAACUAUUGUUAACAAUGGAAGUUCUAACCAUGGAGGAGGACCUAACGAAGUGGGAGUUAACAAUGAAACUAUGGUUAACAAUGGAAGUUCUAACCAUGGAGGAGGACCUAACGAAGUGGGAGUUAACAAUGAAACUAUGGUUAACAAUGGAAGUUCUAACCAUGGAGGAGGACCUAACGAAGUGGGAGUUAACAAUGAAACUUACCAAUUGUUACCUUCAAGAUUGGUACCUCCUCCUGGAUUGCUUCACCCUCAAUUAUUGGUACCUCCUCCUGGAUUGCUUCACCCUCAAUUGUUACUAACUACCGUUAACAAUGGAAGUUCUAACCAUGGAGGAGGACCUAACCAAGGAGGCGGUCCCGACAACGGAGGAGGAGGAGGACCCAACCAAGGUGGAGGCCAUGGUCAUGGAGGAUCGGGCGGAGAACACGGUGGUCAUCACCACCACCACCAUCAGAACGGAAAUGAAAUAACUAAAGUAAAAUUACUCCCAAGUGGACCAAAUGCUGGCGACACUGUUCUCCCCAGUUGCGAUGAUUGCACCUCGUCAGAAAUUGCCCUCAACGUUCCGUUUUCCCUCGGAGGCAUUCCGUGGAGAAAGGCUUACAUCGCGACGAAUGGUAUCAUUUCAUUUGAGAGGAAGGUUCGUUGGUACGCCCCUUCUUGUUAUCCGCGGACGAGCACCGCAGUGGCGCCGUUUUGGUCGGACGCCGACACGAGACACGGAGGUUACGUGAGUUAUCGGCAGACCCAGGAUCCGAGGAUCAUGCGUCGCAUUCAAGAAGAUGUGUCCAAGUACUACCCGAGGUCCGAAGUACCGGAACCGAGGUCUGCUCUUAUCGUCACUUGGUCUCAGGUCCAACCCUUCGGGUCCAAAAGAACAUUGAAGAACACUUUCCAAGCUAUCCUUGUGUCAGUUGAUCGUCACAACUCGUUCGUCAUCUUGAACUACGACAAUUUGCAAUGGAUUUCCGGUGCGAACAACAGAAGAAAGCCGGCAUUUGCUGGUCUAAUAUUCCCAGGAUACGAUUCGGAUGAAGGUGCCCUCGACCACGUUCUUCUUCCACUUUCCUGCUCAACAAUUGCCAAUUUUCUGAGUAUAUUCACAAACACGGACAAGAUAGGAAAAUAUGUUUAUUGGCCAACUAAAAACAGGGUGAAAGUGAGCCCCGAGAAUAACGAAGGAAUACCCGACUUUUUCAUGCCUUUCGGACGGCAAACCGCGGACGAGAAACUGGCUGGUGGCUGUAGAGGAGAUUGCGUCUCUGACGAAAUAGAGUUUUCAGUCUAUUUCGUAUUCGGUAGCGCAUUGGUGGAUGACGUCUACAUUCACAAAGAUGGCAAAGUCGUGUUCCCCAUUGAACACGAGCCCCGUUGCGGAGACCACGACAGGAAAUUAUUCAAAAGAUCGGCUUCUUCUUCCGGCACUCGUGGUGGACGUCAAUCACGACAUGAGGAUGAUGGAGACGAUGACGGAUACGUUGGGUGGAGGGAAAUUAGGAACCACGCUUUAGACCACGAUCUGCUGCGAAACGAAGGCGACGCUGUUCACACUUCUGAAAAUCCUAUAGCAGGAGUGACAAUUGAUGACGCACUCAUUCCUGUGACGCCUAUUAUCCCCGAAAUUCCGAAUCCGUGGACAGUGCUAAAAUAUGCAACCAUGUCACCAGACGGGAUGAUGAGCCCAAUGCCCAUCUACAUGGAAGUCAAUACCACUGCGCAGUUGCCAUGUGCAAUCAGUUUCAAUGUCUUGGACAUUGUGGGCUACGGAAUUCCGUCAACUGGACAAAUCGUGCUCCAGGCGAACUGA